AUGGACACUCCGACCCGUCCCCGAGCCGAUCUGGGCUCCAUCAACCUGCUCAAGGGCUCAAUUCGCAACUCGAUCCGAAAGAACGCCGACAAGAGUGCAAACAAGGAGAACCGACCGGUGGAUGUCGACACAAAGUCGCACGAACACAAGCAGUACGAACACAAGCAGUACGAAAUCAGCUCACCCAGAGCCGACAUACAAACGGUCAAGACUUCGGUGGACGUAAACAGCCCCUCCGUGAUGGCCACGUUCGAUUCCAAUGGCCAGCGAAUCUUCCAAUAUGGACGUCCUGCCAGUCCCACAAAACAGCUGCGAAAGUCGCGAUCGAAUGCCUCCAUUUCUGGACCAGCAGCAGCCGACUCGUCAUUCAGCAUGCCUUCACCCCAAAUCGCACACUUGUCGCCCAAGUUCAAGCGAGAAAACGACUCGUGGAGCACCCCCAGAAUCCAGGCCAACAACCGAACCAAAAGACCCCCUAGCACACCGCUGACUCCCGGACAGUUCCAGCAAAACGUGCGACGUGUCAAACUGGGCACACCCGCUACAGUGAGCACAUGCAACCUCUUUUACCCUCCUUCUCAUGGACUGGCUGAUGAUGGAGAUGACGAAGACGACAAGGAAGACUCGGAAAACCACACGGCCCCUUUCCCAACGAUACCCGCUUUCAGCAUUGACACACCGGUCAUUUGCAAGCCCCUGCCUUCAUUCAACCCCAACUGGGACUCUCCUGAUUGCCAUCUCAGUGACUCUACGCCCAUGGGAACCCCCGACACGGUGCUGAAGAUGAGACAAUACAUCACCAAGCUCAAGAGCAAGCCGCGCUUUGUGUCUUUGGCUGACGAAGAUGCUGCGAAUGUGUCUCUGUCGCAGUCGCAGGACACGUCCCAGGACUCUUCUUUCGGUCCUGUUUCUCCUGUCAAGUCUCGAAAGCAGCCUCUCAUUGAUCUUGCGGAUCUCGAGUCGCAGCUUGUGACCCAGAGAUACGAUCUGGAGAUUGAACAGAUGACCGACGUGUUGGAUUUUAUGAAGCUUGAGGCCAAACUGAAGGUGUAG
Molecule: messenger RNA, 1053 nt
Organism: Yarrowia lipolytica CLIB122
Lineage: Eukaryota; Fungi; Ascomycota; Dipodascomycetes; Dipodascales
Source: RefSeq, a predicted model, not a curated record